Molecule: messenger RNA, 930 nt
Organism: Perkinsus marinus ATCC 50983
Lineage: Eukaryota; Perkinsozoa; Perkinsida; Perkinsidae
Exons: 3
Source: RefSeq, a predicted model, not a curated record
AUGUCGAACCCCUUUGGUGGUGAGGGAGGAGGAGGAGGAGAUGGAUCGGAUAAUGCUGCCGACAGGCCUCCGGAAGGUGCCAGUGGGAACCCCUCCGGGAAUGCUGACGUUAGCCCCUUUGGGAGUGCUGACGCUAGCCCCUUUGGGAGUGCUGACGCUAACCCGCUCGGCGGUGCCGAUGCUAAUCCGUUUGGGGGUGCUGGUGAAGACUCCUCUAACAGUGCUGGUAGAGAUGCCCUUGGUAGCCCCAAUGGAGCCUUAGACGGUGCAUCCCGUGGCGUCUUAGAUGGAGUCGUUAGUGGUCAGGACGGAUACCCUCUCAGCCGUGCAGGCGGAGGUUCCCCCGCGGUUGGAGGCUUCCGUGGUAGCCCAGGGGAAGCAUUGGAUUCUGGCGGUGUUCUAGAUGGACCACGGCGCGAUAGUCUGGACUCUCUUGAUGGUCCUGGCAGUACUGAUAGACCCACGAGCACUACGUCUGCUCGGCCGACUGCGUUAGCAGGCCUACCUGCUAACGUGGGCAUCGUCCAUUCGCUUCCAACUCGUGCCCCUAGCGGAUCCCCGGGUUCGGGCAUGAACCCGGGGACAAGAGCAUCUCCUGAGGGCAGGCCCAAGAGGGACUUGAGGACCCCACUGGCUGAGAAUUACCGUUUCACUGAUAAGAGUCUCAACCCCUCAUUGGGCGAAGAGCUGGAGUUUGCCCCCGACCCUUGGAGCGAUGGUAUGGGUGGAGUUACUCGUAAAGAUGCAGGAAUGAUAGCCACAGGACUUGGCAACCUCCAGCAACAGAGCAGUGGAGGGUAUGAUCAAAGGAGUCGGGGAAUAUUGGGCCCUAAUGAGGCCCUGGUGUCGUUCAACAACCCUAGCUUCCCAAGCGCGGCUUAUCUGAGUGUAUUUGAUACAGCGAAAGGGCACGAGGAUGGGAUCUUUAGG